CCAAGACAAAACAAACCCAACCAUAUCUUAUUUUCGUUCGUUUCUUCGUUUGGUUCAUUUUCCGGUGAAGUGCCGACCGAUGGCUCAAGUUCUAUCUCCACCGGUGCCACUUCUGCCCAUCGCCGGCCAAAAGCCGCUGCAGUUCAUGGCCGGCCUCCUCGGUCUAAUCGUGACUCAAGACGUGAAGAAAGAGAUAACUCCAGAGAGCCCUAGGAGUCCAAAAACAACACAAGGCUCUAUACUCAUGGACAAGUACGAGAUAGGAAAGCUUCUUGGCCAAGGAAGCUUCGCUAAAGUCUACUUAGCCCGGAACAUUAACACCGGCGAGAACGUAGCCAUCAAAGUCAUCGACAAGGAGAAGAUCGUGAAAAGCGGAAUGGCCGGUCAUAUAAAACGAGAGAUCUCCAUCCUCCGCCGCGUUCGCCACCCUUACACUGUCCACCUCCUCGAGGUCAUGGCUACUAAAACAAAAAUCUACAUCGUGAUGGAGUACGUAAGAGGCGGAGAGCUUUUCGACAAGGUCGCCAGAGGAAGGCUUCGGGAAGGAACCGCCCGGAGAUACUUCCAGCAGCUGAUCUCCUCCGUCGCCUUCUGCCACAGCCGCGGCGUCUACCACCGCGACCUCAAGCUAGAGAAUCUUCUCUUGGACGACGAAGGGAACGUUAAGGUCUCUGACUUUGGUCUCAGCGUCGUCUCCGAGCAGCUCAGGCAAGAAAAAAUCUGCCAAACGUUUUGCGGGACGCCUGCUUAUUUGGCUCCCGAGGUUCUGACGAGGAAAGGCUACGACGCGGCCAAAGCUGAUGUCUGGUCUUGUGGAGUGAUCUUGUUUGUCUUGAUGGCUGGUUAUCUACCGUUUGAUGACAAGAACGUUUUGGUUAUGUAUAAGAAGAUAUACAAAGGACUGUUUCGUUGCCCUAAAUGGUUUUCUCCUGAACUAAGAGGGCUUAUGAACAGGAUUCUAGACACGAAUCCGGAUACUAGGAUCACUAUACCUGAGAUCAUGGAGCAUAGAUGGUUCAAGAAAGGGUUUAAAGAUGUGAAAUUCUACAUCGAAAACGAUAAGUUAUGUAGAGAGGAUGACAAUGAUGACGAAGACGAUUCUUCGUCAUCAUUGUCAACAGGCAGAUCAUCUAUAUCUUCAGAGGGAGAUUUAGAGUUUGAUAUCAAAAGAAUUGGUUCAAUGCCUAGACCCGCGAGUCUAAAUGCGUUUGACCUGAUAUCAUUCUCUACCGGGUUUGAUCUUUCCGGUUUGUUUGAAGAAGGUGGACAAGGGGCUAGGUUUGUAUCUGCUGCUCCUGUUGCAAAGAUCAUAUCGAAGCUUGAAGAGAUUGGGAAGGCGGCUGAGUUUACGGUGAGGAAGAAGGAUUGGAGCGUGAGGCUGGAAGGGUGUAGAGAAGGAGCUAAAGGGCCGUUGACUAUUAAGGUUGAGAUAUUUGAGUUGACAACGUCGCUUGUGGUGGUUGAAGUGAAGAAGAAAGGAGGGUUUAUAGAAGAGUAUGAAGAGUUUUGCAACAAGGAGCUUAGACCACAGCUAGAGAAACUGAUGCAUUACCAAGCAAAUGAAGUUGAAGAAGCAAUGUGUUAAGAAACUGGAUGGCCGAGAGAGGAAGACAUAACAAGAGAAGGUAUUAAUUAUUAUAGAAACAUUCUUUGUUACUAUACCAUUUAAUUUGAUUUUAAUUGUUUUGCGACGAUGAUGUAUGUGUAUAUAUAUGAAAGUGAGAGUUAUAAUAAGAGUGAUAGGAAGAUCAGAGAAGAAGAAAAAGAAAAGAGUGAGAUCCUAAGGCAGUUAGACGGUUUUUGCUGGCGAUUAUAAGGCUAGUUUUUCGUUUGAUUGCUGAUAGAAUUGUGUUGUACA
Brassica oleracea var. oleracea is the source of this 1858-nucleotide messenger RNA. Its product is annotated as CBL-interacting serine/threonine-protein kinase 13-like. The coding region runs from base 80 to 1585 and encodes 501 amino acids. Gene Ontology annotation, biological process: signal transduction; protein phosphorylation. Gene Ontology annotation, molecular function: ATP binding; protein kinase activity. NCBI's taxonomy places the organism in Eukaryota, Viridiplantae, Streptophyta, Magnoliopsida, Brassicales, Brassicaceae. The record is from RefSeq and is a predicted model, not a curated record. The transcript has a single exon.